Messenger RNA from Lingula anatina, 1730 nucleotides. Its product is annotated as paired box protein Pax-3-B. The record is from RefSeq and is a predicted model, not a curated record. Gene Ontology annotation, biological process: regulation of transcription by RNA polymerase II; anatomical structure development. Lineage: Eukaryota; Metazoa; Brachiopoda; Lingulata; Lingulida; Lingulidae. Gene Ontology annotation, molecular function: DNA-binding transcription factor activity, RNA polymerase II-specific; RNA polymerase II cis-regulatory region sequence-specific DNA binding.
CUCGCGUUUUAACAAAUGACAGGUUAACUUUCAUAAUUUUUUCUUCUCAACUUCUUUGAACCUGCCAAACAGACGUUCUGAGAGAGGGUGAGGAUCUUCCCGAUCCCCUGCCUUUUUCGCCUCAGUGUACGGAUACGACUUAGGAAGUCACACGUAAUUAUAAAGACAAACCUUGACCACGGCAGACGCGAAAUGUUGAGUCCUAUCUUUCCGCUGGGAAUCUCCCCGUUUAUUCCAGGAUUCCCAAUAGAAGGUCAAGGGCGCGUGAACCAGCUAGGAGGGGUAUUUAUCAACGGCCGCCCUCUUCCCAACCAUAUUCGUCUGAAGAUCGUGGAGCUGGCCUCUCAAGGCGUCCGGCCGUGUGUCAUCAGCAGACAGUUGAGAGUGUCACAUGGAUGCGUCAGCAAGAUAUUACAGAGGUACCAAGAAACCGGCAGUAUCCGGCCCGGGAUGAUCGGUGGCUCUAAGCCGAGAGUGGCGACACCUGAGGUUGAGUCCAGGAUUGAGCAGUACAAGAGGGAGAACCCAGGAAUCUUCAGCUGGGAGAUACGGGACAGACUCCUCAGGGAAGGGAUCUGCGAUAGAAACACGGCGCCAAGCGUCAGCUCCAUAAGUCGCGUGCUGCGCGCGCAGCGUAAAGGUGAUGAUGAGGAAGAUGAUGAUGAUGUUGGUGACGAGGGUGACAAUGUAAGAGAUGACGAAAGAGUUGAUGAUACAGACACAGUUGCAGAGGGGAAGGAAAGUGGAGAUUCUGACUGCGACUCGGAGCCCGGUAUCCAACUGAAGCGCAAGCAGAGACGCAGCAGGACCACGUUUACCGGUGAACAGCUGGAGAUCCUGGAGAAAGCGUUCGAGCGCACGCACUAUCCGGAUAUCUACACCCGAGAGGAGCUGGCACAGAGAGCCCGGCUAACAGAGGCCAGGGUACAGGUCUGGUUCAGCAACAGACGCGCAAGAUGGCGGAAACAGAUCGGAGCUACUCAGCUGGCGGCGUACAGCGGGAUUUACCCUUUGACCCCCAUGGCGGCACCGUACAUCCUACACGACCCGGCUGGGCUGCACCUGACACAUGGGGCGGGGCAUCUGACAGACCGACCGUUCUGGGGACACACAGUCUCCACUACUGGUGCCGCCUCAUUGCCCCAACGGAUCAAGACGGACGUCAUUCAUCCGGGGCUUUUGCCACAGACAUCAGUGUCCAUACAGCACAUCUCGACUGCGCAUGCCCAGCCCGUGACAACAUGGGCAUUACUUCCGACCAAUCACAGUUUUCUACUCCCACACCAAGUUACUGCGCAGGUCCCACCGGAAGCAAAGCCGCCAUUAAGUUUAGCAGUGCCAUCCACUUCACCUGGGAUUAGAGCGUCAGCUGACGAGAGUCUCGCAAAGCUUCGUAUGAGGUCAAGGGAACAUGCCGCCGCCAUUGUAUCUCUGCAUACAUGUACAUCGGAAAAGAAAACGGAAAUCGAAAACAUUUCACCUUGACGAUCACCCAAGUAAAGGAAAAAGUUUGACUAAGAACAAUUUUCUCCUUAGGGGAAUAUAUUGCUGAACCGACCGCAAACCAUUCACGCUUUUAAAAUUAAAAGGUCUGUCAAUGGAAAAAAAAUCGUGAUGUUCUAAUGAAAGGAAUGACUUUUGAUAGCAGUUAUGAACACUUAUCUAUUUAUGUAUCAUACUGACAUCAACUGUUGCCCAUGCAGUAACGUAAUAUUAUGGUGAAUAUCACG